AUGAUCAAUCACUCAUCGAAUAAUAAUAAUAACAACAAUAACAAUCAUAGCCGGCCUGCACUGAGACAAUCUAACUCAGACUCGGACUUUAAUUCAUCUCUCUCAUCGUGCUCCUCUGGAUGGAGUUCCGACAGCGACUCAUCGGCUUCUUCAGCUUCUGAUUUUGAUUCAGACUCGGAAACCAUUUGUCCACCACCAAUGUCGACUCCUCCAACUCCAGCCUUGAGUCCUCCUUCUCCUCCUUCUUCUCCUAACUCUCAAUCCUUUGCCGACAAGGUUAAAGAAAAUGCCCACGGGUUUCGCGACUCUGCUCUGCAAACAUUUGCAGCGCUGGCCAACGACGACCGCGAGGCGCUCAUCCUCAUGACUGCCCAUCUUGCAGAUCUCCCAACAAAAACCCCGUCAAAAGACUGGGCCGCUUAUGCCCGCACUCUGGCUCGCGCAUACGACGUGGCCAAGUUUGAGGACUACCGUGUGUUGACGCUGCGCACUCGUAGUGCUCUCUACUCUCUGACGCAUGCACCCUCCUCACACUCGACCUCGCCGGGCUACAUCCCUCCGCUGUCACCCGCCGCGGCCUACUGUGCCUCUGGCUUGCGCUCGUGGAUCUCGUCCGAACUGGUUCCGGCCCUGCAUCACACGCUGGUUCGCAUUGGUCCGCAGGCGGCCCAGACAAUUAUUUCACAGGCUUCUCUUGAUGCCAUUGCCCAGGAACACGCACUGCUGUCAUGCGCAUGGCUUCCUGAGUUUUCAGAUAAGUUGGUUGCGGCCGGGUGCCGUUGCGAUGCGUCUGUUUUUUGCGCCUUUACUAGCACACCAAGGUACAUGUUUCUUAUGGACCUGAAGCGUGUUGCAGCUGCCGUUUCUGCACAGAUUGAAGCGGCCGUGCCACACGACGUGGCUGCAGCCUUUAGACUGGAGCACUCGCAACAAGAAGAUGUGGUGAGCUUGGGUUCAUGGCUUGAGUUUUUGGAGCGUAGAGCUGCCAGUUUCUCAAAUAAUGAUGAUGCCCGUGCUUGCGCUGGUGCUUGUACUAAGGCUGGGCGACGCAACAGAGCUAGUCAUGCUGGCAUGACUGAGGAUCUUUCUACUACUUCUGGUGGCAACUUUACAAGUUCUACCAAACCUUUGCAUGCCACUUACCGACGUCGGCAGGUGGCCAUUUUGUAA
Molecule: messenger RNA, 1170 nt
Organism: Magnusiomyces paraingens
Lineage: Eukaryota; Fungi; Ascomycota; Dipodascomycetes; Dipodascales; Dipodascaceae
Exons: 1
Coding region: 1-1170 (389 amino acids)
Source: RefSeq, a predicted model, not a curated record